Molecule: messenger RNA, 5609 nt
Organism: Melopsittacus undulatus (budgerigar)
Lineage: Eukaryota; Metazoa; Chordata; Aves; Psittaciformes; Psittaculidae
Gene: CFAP44
Product: cilia and flagella associated protein 44
Exons: 34
Coding region: 1-5364 (1787 amino acids)
Molecular function (GO): protein binding
Source: RefSeq, a predicted model, not a curated record
AUGGAGGCAGCCCCAGAAGAAAACAAAACAAGUCUUCCAGAGGAAUCCCCAGCUGCAGAGGAAAAAGAGGAAGAUGUGGAACAAGUGGAAUCAGACCAUGGGAGCGUUGAAGGUGAUUUCAAAGAGCAAGAUAAUAGUGAAGAACUCUCGGAGGCACAAACAAAACCUGACCAGGUAGAAAAGAAAAUCUCAGAAACUUUCUUCUAUAAUUAUGAAGACAUAUAUUCACGGCCAUUUGUCACGGAAAACUCUGGGAUACCUGUUAACCUUCUUACUCUUAAACAUUCUUUUGGAUAUGACUGCACCAGAAGGGCAAACCUGCUGAUGAUGGAUAGCCAAACACUGCUGUAUAUAGCAGGCAACUACGUGGUACUCCUAGACCUGAAAACUGAAUCUCAUCGUUAUGUCCGGAGCAGUGGUGGUGGUGGAAUUGGCUUUAUUCUGGCACACCCUACUAAGCAGUACUUUGCAGUAGGAGAAAAAGGAAGGAAGCCAAACCUCAUCAUCUACGAUUAUCCUUCACUGAGACCCUACAGAAUACUGCGAGACGGAACAGAGGAAGCCUAUGUUUUUGGUGAUUUCAAACAUGAUGGCACUUUGCUGGCCAGUGUUGGGAGCAGCCCUGACUACAUGCUGACUAUCUGGGACUGGAAACAAGAAAUGAUUGUGUUGAGGUCGAAAGCUUUUUCACAGGAUGUUUACAAGGUCACGUUUUCUGCUGAUAAUGAAGAACAACUGACUACAUCUGGAGUAGGACACAUCAGGUUCUGGAAGAUGGCUCUCACAUUCACUGGUCUCAAGUUACAAGGAGCUUUGGGCAGAUUUGGAAAAACAGCAGUGUCCGACAUUAUAGGUUAUGUGGAGCUGCCUGAUGGGAAGGUUAUCUCAGGGACUGAGUGGGGCAACUUGCUGCUUUGGGAAGGGGCCCUCAUUAAAGUAGAGCUCUGUCGAGGUGAACGAAAGCCCUGUCACAGUGGCCCUGUCAGCCAGUUAAUUUUGGAGAAAGGAGAACUUCUCACUGUUGGAAAAGAUGGCUUCAUUCGGCUGUGGAACUUUGAGACAAUAGAUGCUGCUGAUUCUGUGGAUGACACAGGGUUACUGGAGGUGGAGCCUAUGAAAGAACUUCAUGUUGGCAAGAAUGUCAGCCUGAGUUUCAUGUCAAAAAUUCAUGACUCUGGACAGGCCUUUUGGUAUGCUCAGGAUAACAAUGGAGCAAUCUGGAAGCUGGAUUUGUCUUUUUCAAAUAUGACCCAAGAUCCAGAGUGCCUGUUUACUUUUCACUCUGGAAGGAUUGAAGCCAUUAGUGUCUCUCCCAUCACAUACCUUUUGGCCACCACUGCUCUUGACGGAUCAGUGCGUAUCUAUGAUUUCAUCAGCGACAGACAACUGAGUGAAAUGAAGUUCAAACAAGGAGGAACAGCACUGACAUGGGCACCUCGUGUUGUAAAUCCUAAAGGAAGUCUAAUGAUUGUGGGGUUUGAAGAUGGCAUUUUCCGCAUAAUUGAAGUUUAUGAUCCCAAAGGACUGCCCGUUAUUGCAGGAAUAGGGACUGCAGAGUUAAAUCUGAGAAAAGCUCUCAAACCUCAUGCUGCUGCAGUUACAGCCCUGGCAUAUGAACGAAAUGGAGCUGUGCUUGCCACAGGGAGUAAAGACAAAACUGUUUUCUUUUUUGCUGUUGAAGAUGAAUAUGAGCCAAUUGGAUUCAUCUGUGUCCCUGGGCCUGUGCAGGCAUUACAGUGGUCUCCACCUUCUCAUGCACAGAGCACACUGCUCAUCCUUUGUGAGAAUGGCUUUGUUCUUCAGGUUCCUGCCCCGGUCCCUGGUGAACAUAAUACAGCGUCCACCUAUCAACUAAAGAACCUGCCGAUGCAGUACUUCCAUUUUCAUAGUAUUAAAUCCCGAAUCAAGCUGGAAGAAGAAAUUGCACUGAGAGAGAAAAAAAGGGAGGAGAAGGAGAAAGCAAAACUUGAAUGGAUAAGGCAGCAACAGGAGAUGGGAAACAAGAUAGAAGAAGAAGCUGAAGAGGAACCCAAGGAAGAGCCAUUGCCACCUAUCUACAUACCAGAGGAACCCAGUCCCAUUCUCUGUGGGUUUUAUUCAGCACCAGGAAAAUUUUGGCUUUCCUUGGGUGGGUAUGACUCAGGGUUCCUCUAUCAUUGUGAAUUCUCACAUGAUGACCAAGAAGACCCUGAAGAUAGGAAAGAUGAACCCUUUGAAGUGAUUCCUAUGGAGGACACCGACAACAAUCCCAUCCACCAAAUCUUCUUCUGUACCAGCAGAGUAUGGAUGUUCUGUGGGAUGCAGAAUGGCUCACUGCGUGCUUAUUCUCUCCAAGAAAAAGACCUCUCAGCAGAUACCCUGAAGGAAUACUGGUCCUUCAGUGUACACGACAAUGAUUAUGGCCAGAUCCGGGGAAUCUGUUCUAGUUAUGAUGAUAGGUUUCUGAUUACCUGCGGUGGAGAUGGAAACAUUUUUACUUUCAACAUCUUGUCUCCAGAGGAUGUUCAGAAAGAGCUAAAAGCCAAAAUCCCCUCUCCUAGGAGUGGUCUUGAGAAGGAGAAGGCUGCUGAAGACAUUGAGGAUUCCAAUACCUACAACAUUGAGGAAGUCAAACAGAAACAGGAGCAUGACCGGAAAAUGAAGGAAGUUGAAGAGAAAAAGCAAAAGAAAAGAGAGAAGUUAAUAGCACUGAGGCAUGAGUUUCUUCUUCUUCUUCAAAAGAAUCAGAAGUUGCCCAAGCACAUGCAACUGCACAGAGAGCAGUUUGAGAUGGAUCGUAAGAUCUUUGAGGAACUGGAUAGGCAGACAGCACAGAGAAUCCAGUUAGUGCAAAAUGAGCUAGCUUGGGAGCAUGAGAAACACUCAAUUGGACUGCAGAAACUGCGAAAACAGUUUCGGGACUCACUUGAAUUUGACACUGUUGUUGUUCAUGCUAUUCAAAGCAACCAUCAAAUUUCCACCUACAGACUUCUAGUAAUGUCUCAUAAAUACUACGAAGGUAAAGAACGUCCAUCUUGGGAAAGGACAGUACUCAAACAGGCAUGGAAACAACCAGAAAAGAAGCAGAUCAGCAUAGAGUCAAAGCGUAUGUAUAGGGCUAAUAAUGGUACUAGAAUUUCUGAGGGUGAGGAAGAAAUUGUGGAGCUCACAGAGGUCCAAAAGCCAACAACCCGUUAUAUAGAAAGCAGACGUGAGAAAGUCAGAAGAUCUGUUGAGAAAUCUGACAAGGUGAAGGCUAAGAUCUUGAAGAGGAAAGCAGAGUGGGAGGAAUUAUACAAGAGCAAACCUAGUGAUGACUAUGAGAGUCCCAAAGAUGUUGAGGAGAUCAAAGCGGCACAGGAAAAUAUAGGAUGUUAUAAGCUGAAGUCUGCCCCUAACUACAGAGUCCCUGAACAAGAGCUUAUGAACAUUGAGAAGAAGGUGACACAGCUUACAUCCCUGGAAGUGUUGAUCCAUAAGAGGAAAGUAAAUAUGAACAAGGAGAUUAUGUCUCUGCGGGAUCUCAAGGUUUCUGUCAUUGAAGAAAUCAAGUGUUUUGUGAAAGAAUUGAAAUGCAUACAAGCAGCCUUGGAUUUACCAGAACGCCUCCCUCUUCCCCUGAUCCCUCAGUUACACCCAGAUGAGGUUCCUGAAAAAAAGUUUGAGUACAACACUGACAUCCUCCUGAAGUUCAAAGAGGAUCAGGAGGCCAAGCCAAAGCCCCAGGGACAAUUGGAAGGGUCUCCUUCAUAUCAUUCAUUUAGGCAAGGGUUUCUUCGAGCUCCGUCCAUUAAAGAGGCUGACUCCAUGACACAGGCUGCAGGUGCACACCAGAUGAAAACAGCCUCAUCUGUGGUCACAGAGCAGCAAAGGGUUUCUGAGACAGAGAAGGCAGAGCCAACAGAAAUAGAACUGGAAAUUCUGAAGAGAGAGAAGAUAAAAAAUCUGUACUUGCAGGAGACCUUGAUUAAAAAGAUCAAUGCACUGGUGAUCAACUUUGAUGCUGAACUUCGCUUUCUGCGUCACAAGAAACUGAAGCUGGAUGUGCAGAUGAAAAAUGCUGAACUGCGCUACGUCACAUGGUAUCAAGAGCUGCUUAUCUUGAAGAACUUUGAGAAACACGAGAACCUUCGCCGGGAACGUAUUACUACCCUCAUCGGUGAACAGGAGGCCAUGCAACCAAAAUUGAAUGACUGCAUUGCACAGAUUGAGGAUAGAAAGUGUGAGAUUAUAAGGCUUCAGGAAUGUGAGAAAGCUCUUUAUGCCAACUUCCAAGCAUCCCUCGGAGAGAACAAUGAGUUUGCUGAUUUUCUGACCAAGGUUCUGAUGAAGAAAGUCAAGUGCGUGGAAAAAAGAGAAAGAGAAGCAGGCGAAGAACAUGUGAAUGAAGAGCAAGAUGAAGAAGAUGAGAAUGAAGAGAAUGAUGGAGAGUCGAGUUUGGGGACUGAUGAAAAUUCUGUAUCUGAAGAUGAAGCCUUUGAUGACUCUGUUUGCCCAGAGAACUGCAGUGAGGCACUCUUCCAAAACACCAUCCAGCUCUGGCAGAAGAGGUUAGAAAUUGAGGAAGCUUUAGCAAAGGAGAAGAAAGUUGCUGCUAACCUCAGAAAGAAAUAUAAUGCCUUGGCCAAAAAGGCAAAAGAACUGGAAACCAGUUUGGACACAGCAGACAGGGAACUGGAUACCUUCCAGCGGGAAAAGCAGCAGAGGAUGAAUGAUCUAUACGUAACUGUGCCUUUGAAACUCCAUCAGGUGGAGUACUUGAUUAAUGGGGAGAUGCCCCAUGAUUUCUCCCAGGCUUUGGUAUUUACCAACCAGUCCUUAGAGUAUUUGCAGAGGAGAAUUGUGGACCUACAUAAAGAAAAGUUAAUGCAAAGACAGAUCUAUAAGGAAGCUCAGGAGCAACAUGAGCAGCUUAUCCAGGACAAAAAGGAGAUGGAGAUAACAAUUCGACAACUGGAAGAGAAGUGCAAUUACCUCAUGAUGAAGAAGUUUGGACGGCUGGUUGAUUUUGAAGCAGUUCAAUCAUACUCUGCUAACAUACGUGUGGAAGAGUUGGAAGUGCAAAUAAUGGAGAAAGAAUAUGAGCACUCCCAGGAGCUCAAAGAGUGGGAGAAAAGAAUCUCACACCUGCAGCAGCAGCUAAUGAAGCUGACAAAGGAAAACAGCAGCAAGCUGCAACAGCUGAACCAGUUUUGUUUUGAAAAGCAUCAACUUGAAACUAAGCUGGCUGCACUGAAGAAUGAUACGGGAAUAGAAUUUCAGCACACCCGAACUACUGACAUCAAAGAGAAGGCCAGGCUGGAGUCACGGCUCAAGCGCAUCGCUGGUGACACAGCCCUCCUAAGACAAGAAAUCAGUCUUCUAAACAGAAAAGGUGGGUACUGAACUCACUGUCCUCAGCAGAAAGGAUGAGUGCUUCUUUCUACAACCUUUUUAACCACAGAAUCCUGAGACACCAACUGCAUCAUUCCCUGUUCUUACACCAGAAACUGUUAGUUUUUCUAAGUUUUAUUAUUUUCCCUUAAAAAUGGAUGUAGUUAACUAUGGCAGUAGUCACACUUGGAAGUGUGAAAUUAAUUCCUUUGGCUAUGCAGGGGUUUAGUUUUAAUGGCUAUGUUUGUUUCUCCAAU